AUGAUAGGAGACAAAGAGGUAGAACACCUGAGCUGUGCUCUUCAAGAUGUCAAUUGUAAACUAGCUGUGUUGGACCUUCAAGGUGGACUUCAAUUGCGGGCCAAGGCAGGAGUCCACCUAAGUAACGCACUUAAACAUGCCAAUUGUAAACUUACCAAGUUUUCUUUUGCAGGUAACUCUAUGGGCCAUGAUGGAGUGGCACACCUGAGCUUUGCACUUCAAGAUGCUAACUGUAAACUCACUGCGAUGAACCUUGCUUAUAAUGAUUUAGGAGACAUGGGAACACAACGGCUGAGCGAUGUUCUUACAAAUGAGAUGAACAUCGAGAGUAAUGAAAUUGGUGACAGUGGAGCAGGACACCUGAGCGAGGCACUUAAACAUACAAAUUAUAAACUGAUUAAGUUGAACCUCGCAUGCAAUCACAUCGGUGGCAGCGGAGUAGCACACCUAGGAGAUGUUCUUCAACGUGGAAAUUGUAAACUCACGAAAGUGAAUUUCCAAGGUAAUUACAAUGUUAGUCACUGGGGAAGAAAACGCCUGUUCGAAGCAUGUAAAGAACGUAAUGAUUUGCACCUUUAG
Molecule: messenger RNA, 579 nt
Organism: Stylophora pistillata
Lineage: Eukaryota; Metazoa; Cnidaria; Anthozoa; Scleractinia; Pocilloporidae
Product: NLR family CARD domain-containing protein 3-like
Source: RefSeq, a predicted model, not a curated record